AUGAGGUCUUUCCUCGGUCUUCUCUUCCUCUUGUUCGUUCAACUCACCUCCGCCCUGAAGUUCGACCUCUCUGCCGUGAGCGGGAAGAACGAGCGAUGUAUACGCAACUUCGUCUUCAAGGACCAGCUUGUGGUCGUCACGGCCAUUGUGAGCGGAAAUAAGGGUGAUGGUCAGGUUGUUAACAUGCAUAUCAAGGAUGCGCUGGGCAAUGACCACGGUCGGCCUAAGGAUAUUGCCGGAGAGACUCGCCAGGCCUUCACUUCUCCCGCUGAUACUGCCUUCGAUGUUUGCUUUGACAACCAGCUCACCACUCGUCGUAUGUCUAUCCACCUUGACGCCGUUGCCAACCCCUACAAGUCUAUCGAGCUCGACGUCGACAUCGGUGCCGAUGCCCGUGACUGGUCUAGCAUUCAGGUCCAGGAGAAGCUCAAGCCUGUUGAGACCGAUCUCCGCCGUAUCGAGGAGAUGGUGGCCGAGAUUGUCAGCGAGAUGGAGUACCUGCGCGCUCGUGAACAGAAGCUGCGUGAUACCAACGAGAGCACGAAUGAGCGUGUGAAGUGGUUCGCAUUCGGUACUAUGGGUAUGCUGGUUGGAUUGGGUGCUUGGCAGGUUGUGUAUCUGAGGGCUUACUUCAGGUAUAAUCGUGAGAAAGAGAAGGUUCCAGAAAGAAGGCCUCUACCCAAAGUCGAUAGACCGUCGCUAGGUGCUAUUGUAUGUCACCACGAAGCCGCUAGCAAUAAGACAGCCAACGCGAUACUCUCGGUUGUUCGUCAAAACAGCGUGAACAACAAUGAUCGCGCACCAUCCACGGCCCCCGAGCAUCGCAAAAACCAGACAAACAAGCCCCCUAACCCUCAUGUGCCCAACACGACCUCUACCAUGACCAAGGACUUCCCCAAGGUCGGUGAGAAGCCGGCUCCCCCGGAGAUGUUGAACUCGGUCGACCCCAACUACCGGCCGGCGGAUCCGUACCCCGGAAGAGUCGAGCAUUUCACCGGAGGUCGCCAGGAGACGGGGGCUCAGAAGCCCGAACUUGGUGUUGGAGAGAUGGAGGGCAUUACCUUCAAGGUUGAGCCGCUGCGCCGGGAGGGCGAGGAUGUUACUACUAUGAGGGCUCGGUUGUUGUAUCAGAGCCGCAAGCGCGGAAUCCUCGAGUCUGAUCUCCUGUUGUCUACGUUCGCCGAUGUUUAUCUGGCCGAUAUGAACAAGGAGCAGUUGCAGGAGUAUGACCGGUUCUUGGAUGAGAAUGACUGGGAUAUUUACUACUGGGCCACCCAGGACCCUCCGGCUGAGGGAACUGAGGCUGCUGUUUCCACUGAAGCAGGCGCUCAGGAUACUCCUACGGAGACGUGGAAGCGUACUGGAGCCAAGAGCGGCGAGUGGGCGCAGACGGUUGGUGCUUUCAAGGCUGCAUACCGGCCCGUUCCGUCACGAUGGGCCGACUCCAAUGUGCUGAGACUCCUGCGUCAACAUGUUCAGGAUAACAGUGCCACGGGCUUCCAUGCUGCGAAGACCAAGAAGACUGGUGGACCUGGACUGGGACAGUCAACGACAAUUGCUCCGCCCGCGUUCAUCCCUCUCUCCUCCCAGACUCCCAACAUGGCUGAGCAGCUCGUCCUUCGCGGUACCCUUGAGGGUCACAAUGGCUGGGUUACCUGCCUGGCUACCUCUCUGGAGAACCCCAACAUGCUGCUCUCUGGCAGUCGCGACAAGACCCUGAUCAUCUGGAACCUGACCCGCGACGAGCAGGCCUACGGUUACCCCAAGCGCAGCCUUGAGGGUCACUCUCACAUCGUCUCUGACUGUGUGAUCUCCUCCGACGGUGCCUACGCUCUGUCCUCCUCCUGGGACAAGUCCCUCCGCCUGUGGGAGCUCUCCACUGGUGAGACUACCCGGACUUUCGUCGGCCACACCAACGACGUUCUCUCCGUUUCUUUCUCCGCCGACAACCGCCAGAUUGUCUCCGCUUCCCGUGACCGCUCCAUCAAGCUCUGGAACACCCUUGGUGACUGCAAGUUCACCAUCACCGACAAGGGCCACACCGAGUGGGUUUCCUGCGUUCGCUUCAGCCCCAACCCCCAGAACCCCGUCAUCGUCUCCGCUGGUUGGGACAAGCUCGUCAAGGUUUGGGAGCUCGCUUCCUGCCGUCUCCAGACCGACCACAUCGGUCACACCGGCUACAUCAACGCCGUCACCAUCUCCCCCGAUGGAUCCCUCUGCGCCUCCGGUGGCAAGGACGGCACCACCAUGCUCUGGGAUCUCAACGAGUCCAAGCACCUCUACUCCCUCCACGCCGGUGACGAGAUCCACGCCCUCGUCUUCUCCCCCAACCGUUACUGGCUGUGCGCUGCCACCGCCAGCAGCAUCACCAUCUUCGACCUCGAGAAGAAGAGCAAGGUUGACGAGCUCAAGCCCGAGUACGUCGAGAAGGGCAAGAAGAGCCGCGACCCCGAGUGUGUCAGCUUGGCCUGGAGCGCUGACGGCCAGACUCUGUUCGCUGGUUACACCGACCACAAGAUCCGCGCUUGGGGUGUCAUGUCGAGGGCAUAG
This is a messenger RNA of Aspergillus piperis CBS 112811, 2550 nucleotides long. Its product is annotated as 40S ribosomal RACK1 domain-containing protein. Gene Ontology annotation, molecular function: protein kinase C binding; translation regulator activity; ribosome binding. The record is from RefSeq and is a predicted model, not a curated record. The coding region runs from base 1 to 2550 and encodes 849 amino acids. Lineage: Eukaryota; Fungi; Ascomycota; Eurotiomycetes; Eurotiales; Aspergillaceae. Gene Ontology annotation, biological process: positive regulation of protein phosphorylation; protein-FAD linkage; rescue of stalled cytosolic ribosome. The transcript is spliced from 11 exons. Gene Ontology annotation, cellular component: nucleus; cytosol; mitochondrion.